AUGACAAACGGUGGAGUAUUUGGUAAAAAAAGUGAAUUUUUGGAAAUUGGUGAAUAUAACUUUUCUUGGCCUGGUGAAAAUGGAACUUUUCAGGAUUUUGGUUCUGUAAAUUACACCAUGCCAUCAGGUCCGUGGUACUGGCCCUGGUGUCCUCUCUGGAAAAUUACACAACAUCCGUUGUUUCAGCUCUCCAAUAUGCUUUUUGUUGCUUCAUAUUGUGCUCCAAGCACUAAAAAAGGUCAAUUAUGGAUGCAUACAAUUUUAAUAUUUGCCUUCAUGCUGUACUCAAUAUGGGCAUGGCAUGUAAUAUGUUCACCGGAUGCCUUCUCCUGGAAUUUUGGCUUCGUGUUCCUGAAUUUAGCACAAGUGGUCUACCUAGUGUAUGAGAUGAGACCUGUUAAAUUUGACCCUGAGCUCGAAGAAGUUUAUCAUACCCUCUUCGAACCGUUCAAGGUUUCAAGACUUCAGUUCAAACGUAUGGUGUCUCCCGAUUUCGCGCACGUGAUGUCUUUGCACGCAGGGGAGGCGUACGCUAUGCAAAAUCUAACCAAGACAGACCGCCUCGGGCUACUGCUCUCUGGCAAAGUGAACGUAAUGAGCGGUCAUCAAUUUUUGCAUCCGAUCCUGCCGUGCGAAUUUCUGGAUUCCCCUGAAUUUGAAUCAAGUCGGGCAACGAUAGAUGAAAAAUUUAAGGUAUCGAUAGUCGCAGCGUCGUCUUGCCGCUACGUGUACUGGCAAAGGACUUCGCUUGAAUAUUUGUUUGUUAAGGAGCCCUACCUUGCGUGUGUAGUCACCACACUAAUCGCACGCGAUAUCACAACAAAACUUUACGCAAUGAAUAACAAGAUUGUCACAGAGAGGGGCUCGCACUUAGAUAUUCGGUUGCCGAGUAUUUCCCACGCGCUAGCUCGAAGUCCAAGAAGGCUCCGUGCUGCGAAUAAGCUACCUCCACCAACUACAGUACAGCCUGUGCCCCCACAGAAAAGACCAAAUUGUUGGUCUCGUGAUAUGGCACCACUAACUACUGUAGUAAAACGCAACUGCACAUCCAUAUCAGGUUACACUGGCGGUGACGAAGAACUUAUGCCUUUGGCCGCACACGAAGCUCCAGCGGCUUCCUCUGACGAUUUAUCAGUAGCUGACAGCUGUCCCGACACGUCGUCUAAAUACCACAGCUGUGAGGCCGUGGAGACUGAUGACGAACUUAGGCAUUAA
This is a messenger RNA of Arctia plantaginis, 1215 nucleotides long. NCBI's taxonomy places the organism in Eukaryota, Metazoa, Arthropoda, Insecta, Lepidoptera, Erebidae. The record is from the annotation of a GenBank genome assembly.